Messenger RNA from Loxodonta africana (African savanna elephant), 396 nucleotides. RefSeq names its product ribosomal protein S29 (gene RPS29). The record is from RefSeq and is a predicted model, not a curated record. Gene Ontology annotation, biological process: translation. Lineage: Eukaryota; Metazoa; Chordata; Mammalia; Proboscidea; Elephantidae. Bases 75 to 245 code for a protein of 56 amino acids. The transcript has 3 exons. Gene Ontology annotation, cellular component: cytosolic small ribosomal subunit; ribosome. Gene Ontology annotation, molecular function: zinc ion binding; structural constituent of ribosome.
GAGUUCCAAAAACUUGAAGAGCGCAUGCGUGCGCUAUUUCUUUCCUUUUGCCUUGGUGCUUUCUUCCAAGCAAGAUGGGUCACCAGCAGCUCUACUGGAGUCACCCGCGAAAAUUCGGCCAAGGUUCCCGCUCUUGCCGCGUGUGCUCAAACCGGCACGGUCUGAUCCGGAAGUACGGCCUCAAUAUGUGCCGCCAGUGUUUCCGUCAGUAUGCGAAGGAUAUAGGCUUUAUCAAGUUGGACUAAGCAAUCUUCCUUGAAUGGCGUAUCCAAGUCACCUGCACAACAAGAGAGACAAUGUUCUAGCUCUUUGUAUAUAAAAUAAAAAAUUUUCAGUUGUGACUUUUAAUGUGAAUGGAAUAAUAAAUUGGUUAUAAAAAAAUCUUGUAAAAAUAUA